UUUAAGUUUGCGUUUAGUAGGCAAAUGUCGCACCUGCUCUGUCUGUAAUUGGUCGAAAGCUCAGUCAGAUUCCACCGCAGAAUUAUCGGAUUGAAAAUCAGGGAGGGGAGCUGAAAAAACUCAACGCAACCAACUCACAGCGAUGCAGUGCUUAAGUUUCUAAACAUCACAACGGAUUUCCCGGCACUUUCCGACACCAAGUUUGCCACUCAAACAAUCAAAGGACUUUAAACACCAAGUUUUUUAGGGGGUUUUUCAGAAUCAUCAUGCCACGAUCGUUUUUGGUGAAAAGUAAAAAGUCGCACAAUGUGCACCGACCCAUCGACACCGAGCAAACUGAACAGAAACUCCCGGACCCAACACCCAAAACAAUCCCAGCGCUGGUCCCUUUGGAACCAAAGGAAUGUGAUUCCCCAGAGCGGCCCCAGGUAGAUUCGGUCACUCGGCCGUCCCACAGAGACCCGUAUGACUUCAUCAAGUGUGAGCGAGAGCCCGACUGCCCAAUACCAUCUCUACCUGAGCUGCCUGUUACAACCAGACGACCGUUUUACAUAUCGGAGCCUCAGCUGGCAGAGUUCCCUCCCUACUACAAGAGCUCUUAUACCUGGGAUCAUGUUCCUGCAACAUAUGACUUCAGGCAGAUGGGCUUCUCUCCAUCACUCCUGCAGCACGCCAGCAGCCUGUACGGAGCUCAUCUGAAGCAGAGCUCUGAGCCGUCACAACCGCUGGAUUGCAGCACACACUACUCACCCACGUCUAACACCUACCACUGCAUUACCUGUGAUAAGGUGUUUUCCACCCCUCAUGGGCUGGAGGUUCACGUCAGGCGCUCUCACAGUGGCACACGUCCCUUUGGAUGCAGCAUCUGCAGAAAGAGCUUUGGCCACGCUGUUAGCUUAGAGCAACACAUGAACGUCCACUCUCAGGAACGAAGUUUUGAGUGCAAGAUGUGCGGAAAGACCUUCAAACGCUCCUCAACGUUAUCCACUCACCUGCUGAUCCACUCGGACACACGGCCGUACCCCUGCCAGUACUGUGGGAAAAGAUUCCAUCAGAAAUCCGAUAUGAAGAAACACACCUACAUCCAUACAGGUGAAAAACCUCACAAAUGCCAGGUGUGUGGCAAGGCCUUCAGCCAGAGCUCCAACCUCAUCACACACAGCCGCAAACACACCGGAUUCAAGCCGUUCGGCUGCGAGAUCUGUUCCAAAGGCUUCCAGAGGAAGGUAGAUCUUCGCAGACACCACGAGAGCCAGCACAGCCUUAAAUAACGGAGGUUGGCAUCAGACAGCGUGGAGGAAAUGAAGACUGGAAAUGAAGACUGGAAAAGAGACUGUUGCUUCAGAGGAAUGUGUUUCUCUAAGUAGACUUGUGUUUAACCAGAAAUAAUAUUCUAUCAUCAUUUACUCACCCUCACGUUGUUCCAAACAAUUUUGUUAUUGUUAAAUUAAAACUAAGCGUAUUAUUAAAAAUAAUGUUUGGUAAUUGAAACAAAUCUGGAAUCAAAUAAUUAAAUAUUAGAUGAAAAGCUUUUAAAAAAAUACAGAGAAAUACAUAAAUUAAGUCAUUUGAAGUACUAAAAUUAAAUUAAAUUAAAGCUAUGCAGAAUCAGUCAAAAGUUUUUGAACAGUAAGAUUUUUCUUCUGCUCACCAAGCCUGCACUUAUUUGAUCCAAAGUACAGCAAAAACACAAUUUUGAAAUAUUUUUACUAUUUAAAAUAACUGUUCUCUAUUUAAAUAUAUUUUAAAAUGUUGUGAUUUUAAAACUGAAUUUUUAGCAUCAUUACUCCAGUCACAAGAUCCUUCAGAAAUAAUUUUAAUAUUCUAAUUUGCUGUUCAAAAAAACAUUUAUUAUUAUUAUUAUUAUUAUUAUUAUUAUUAUUAUUAUUAUGUUGAAAACAGAAUUUUUUCAGGUUUCUUUGAUGAAGAGACAAUUCGGAAGAACAGUAUUUAAAGCAUAGAAAUCUUUAGUAAAAUUAUAAAUGUCUUCAUCAUCAUUUUUGAUCAAUUUAAAGAAUCCUUGCUAAAUAGAAGUAAAUAAAAUCAUUUUUUUCCAAAAAAAAAACAAAAAACAUCAUACUGGCUCCAAGCUUUUGAAUAGUAUAGUGUAUAAUGUUACAAAAGUUGCUUUUUAUUUCAGAUAAAUGCUGAUCUUUGGAUCUUUCCAUUCAUCAAAUCCUGAAAAAAAAAAAUUAUAAUAAUAUUUCUUGAACAAGAAAUCAGCAUAUUAGAAUGAUUUCCGAAGGAUGGUGCAUCAAAAACUGGAAUAAUGAUGCUGAAUUUUUUUUUUGACUUGAUCGCAGGAAUAAAUUACAUUUUAAAAUUUAUUCAAAUAGUUAUUUGUUAUUUUAAAUAGUAAAAAUAUUUCCGAAUUUUACUGUUUUUGCUGUACUUUGGAUCAAAUAAAUGCAAACUUGGUGAGCAAAAGAGACUUCUUUAAAAACAUAAAUCUUACUGUUCAAAAGUAAAAUAUUUCUAGAAAUAUAUAUAUAUAUAUAUAUAUAUAUAUAUAUA
Molecule: messenger RNA, 2514 nt
Organism: Labeo rohita (rohu)
Lineage: Eukaryota; Metazoa; Chordata; Actinopteri; Cypriniformes; Cyprinidae
Gene: gfi1b
Product: growth factor independent 1B transcription repressor
Exons: 7
Coding region: 267-1271 (334 amino acids)
Biological process (GO): regulation of transcription by RNA polymerase II
Molecular function (GO): RNA polymerase II cis-regulatory region sequence-specific DNA binding; DNA-binding transcription factor activity
Source: RefSeq, a predicted model, not a curated record